Molecule: messenger RNA, 564 nt
Organism: Opisthorchis viverrini
Lineage: Eukaryota; Metazoa; Platyhelminthes; Trematoda; Opisthorchiida; Opisthorchiidae
Exons: 3
Coding region: 1-564 (187 amino acids)
Source: RefSeq, a predicted model, not a curated record
AUGGCAGUCGAUCCAUGUCAGAAUGCUCGACAUAGGCCAGCAUUACGUCCAUUCCCUCACCCACACUUUUUGUCUUCUUUUCACUCUAGGGCUUUAAAUUUAAUUAGACGAACAGUAUGGCUGUGGGACAGUGAAGCGUCAGUGUCAACAUUGAUGUUGCUGUCUUUGAUGCUGGUGAUGAUGACAUCUUUCUUCGGAAGUCACGUGGAAACGAAAUCUACAACAAACACACGGUUGCAGUGGGGUGAAUCUGGUCAAGUUCCGGAAAACCCCAUCCUUAUUGGGGACCAUCACAUGGGUCAACAGGAAUUGACCAUGUUAGCCCACCACUUUUCAUUUCAUAUAACUGUCAUGAGGAUCACGAAUUUGUAUAGAGUGGGUGAAGCCAUUAGUGAAUACCAAAAGGGGACAAGGCCUCUGAAAUCUGCUAAUGGCUCUCACCAAGAUGAAGGAGAAGAAACGCCGUUCCUAAACGGUUUUCGUGAAAACUUGGACCAACGUUGUACCGAUUGGAACCAGCAUAAUGCACCUCUGCCGAGGUCAGUCCACCUUCAGAAGAGCUGA